AUGAAAAAGCUUAUUGCACUGGGGAAAGAGUUUGGCUUUGAAGGCAAAGAGUUGUUGGCUUUUGUGAAAGAACGACAAGACGAAGAGAAACGGCGAGUCGAUAAAGAGGGAGAGGAAAGACAGCGAGAACGUGAGAGUAAAAAGUUGGAGGCUGAGGAAACGAACGUACACGGCUACGAGAACUGGAAGAAAAGGAAAAGGAACAAAUGGGAGAAAGAGAAAAAGAAGCUCAGAGAAAACAUUGAACUACAAUCAGCGACAAAACACUUUGGACAAAAUAGCAAAAGAGCGUACAUUUACAACAUAAUCGCCCCCCUGUUCAAUGUUGUGUGUGGAAAUACUUGCGCAAAAUGUUCCUUGUUUAGGGUGGGGGAGGGAGAGAUAGUGGUUUUAUGCUGAACAGUAUUUGGAAAUGCGGAGAUAUGUAUAUAUUAUAUCACUGUCCAAAAACCUUUUGUCACUGAUUGUAGGCAACUGGCAGAAUAUUGUAUCAUAAAUAUCAAGUAUUUAUUUUUUUAUUAUUAUUUAUUUUUUUAUUAUUUAAUCUUAUUUUACAACGGUAGGCCCUUCAGUGAAAUACGACUGAUUUUCAAGGGGCCGUUGCUAAAUUAAGGCACAAAAACAAAAUUUUACAUAUAUUACAUACUAUAAAAGAACUUCUAAAAAAGGUAUAAAAUGUUAUUACAGGUAUUAGUAUUACUCUAUUUACACGCUGGGGAUUUUUUCCCAAUUUCCGGCCAUAUCUUUACCACGAUCUGCUUGUGCAGCGGCCUCAUUAGUAGGCUUUUAAUGCGGGCCGGAAAAGCCUGUUCGCAGGCUAAGUGGGAAGUGUUUUGAAAAUGGCUGAGCUUGUGCGACAAGACAUGUUCGAAACUGUACUUCUGAGAGGUUUAGAUUCGUCAAAAAACAAUCUAAUAAAAUCUGGUUUAGACUUUUGGUCGACAAAGGAUGCCAUAGACGAGUUAAAGAGACUUAUUCCUUUGGCAGCUAAGAAAUAUUUGGGAAAAUACGGCGAAGGACAGAAAUUCACAGUUGUGAAAGCAUUUCCCAUGCUUUCCCGCAUUGCACAACGUUGGUAUAAAACAUUUAUGAGAAGAAUGAUUGCUAAAUGUGGAGUACGAAAUCCUUGGAGAGUUACAUUUUCCGAGUACCUCAGUAUAGAUCUAUUCAAUAUCAUGCAACAAAUCAUUGCACGAAGCUCGUAUGGAGUUAUCUGUAUGUCAACAAAGAAAAACGCAUUACGAUUGCUUUCUCUAACGAUGCCAGGGUUAGGAAUGUUUUUUGCGAGUUAA
This is a messenger RNA of Paramuricea clavata, 1292 nucleotides long. Lineage: Eukaryota; Metazoa; Cnidaria; Anthozoa; Malacalcyonacea; Plexauridae. The record is from the annotation of a GenBank genome assembly.